AUGGAGGUGUGCUGUUCUUUUAAGUCUAUCGUAGGAGGAAUGUGUGGAUUUGACUCGAGAGACAGGAAAAAAGAAACACAAAUUAUCCCUUUACUGGCCUUUUCAAAAGCAAUUUCGAACCACACAGCCAGCCUGGGGUUUUCCGGGCCAAUGGACGAAGUUGACCUUAUCCUUAGCAGAGCAGCAGUAUUUACUCAACCUGCAAACAUAAAUUCUAUGACCAUUUGUCCAUUACAUCGCGAAAAGCUUGGUUUGGGCUGGAGGAGAGGAUCCACUGCGAGAUGUAGAGUUCCAGAGGCAUUGUCCAAUCAUGACAGAAGAGGAUAGAAGUGGCCAAAAUAUGACCUACGAAUCGGGAAAAUUGAUUCACAAAUAAUUUUAAAGAAAACUGGAGUAUUUCUUCAAAUAGGCUCGGGUAAGUUUGCAUUUUGCAAACUUUGUUUCACUGCAGUGACCUCUGUUCGUUUUCUUAAAAAUAUUGACUUUAAGUUUAAGCCUUUGACUUUAAUUUUCUUAGGUAUUUGCGCAUCUUGUCGGAAAACCCUCAGGCUGCUUGUAGUAGAAGAAAAAGAGUCGUCAGCCAUAGUAAGUUCGACUUCUCGUUUCACUGACGCCAGUGUGUUAAUGCAGAUGGAAAACUUGAAUCUGGUAAGCUUUGAUCCACAUUACGCUAUUUAUAGUCAGCUUGCCUUCUGUCAUCCUGUUAAGUAUCAGGAAAAACACACCAUGCAGGUCCUCCCUAUUCAAUCUGUUUCUCUCCAUAAUGUGAGAAGGGAAUUGUGACUAAUCACAUCAUAAUUUUUUUCCUCAAAAUGGGGCUGGUUCCCGCGGAUUUUCGCUGAGGCUAGAUACAAGAGAAUUAUAGUACGAAAAAAUCUCUGCUACCGGCUUUCGUAAUACAAAAGUCAGUUUUAUGUUCAUAUGGGAUUUUGACAUGUCUUAAUCCGGAUACUCUCUCUAAACUAUAACUCAGAAAGAAAGAUAACCGUGAGGAGACUGAAACGAAUGAUUGGUUUCUGUAGUUAACCACGCUUCGUUAAAUUGUCAUAGAUGUUUAAAUCUAUUUGUAAUCUCUCCCCCCCUUUUCCCUUGCUGUAUUUUUUCUCCUUCAUUUAAAUUCUCCCUCUUAUUCUCUUCUUUUUCAUUUGUUUUGUGGUUUAGAAAGAGAAGGAUGAGGGGGAGGAGUUGGAAGAAGAAGAAGAAGAGGAAAGUGAAAUCUCUUUCACCCCAAUAACAAGUGCUAUAUUAAAAAGUAGUCUCUAUGAACCAUCUUUUGCUGAAGAGAAAACUGUAACGCCAAAGGAGAAGUUGAACAAAUUCCUGAUUUCAAGAGAUAUUAGUCCAAUUCGCCAUUUCCUGGAAACACCAUGGGCAGAAGCUUCCGAGCGGACAAAAAGGAAAGUGCUAUUGACUCCUCUCUGAUGGAAUGUUUGGCCGAACGUUAUAACAACGCAGACUAUUGGAGCUCUCGAAGGCAGAUUUUGUCCAUCAUGGCGGAUAAGGUGAAUUUCAAAGAUUAGCAAAGAUGGAUACCUAAUUUGUUCAGGUGUCGUUUUAACGUAGCUAGACAUCAUUUAUUACUCCACGGUAGAGGUGGGAACGUGCAAUCUGUUAAAGGCACAAGAAUGUACAUUGCGCCAGAGAAACUUGAUCAUUUUUUGUCGUUCAUCACCAGUACCCACAUAAUUCAAUACUUGCCUUUAGGCCAGAAAACUCUGAAACUGUCUACAAAUAUGGAAAUAAAGGUUCCCAAUGUUGUUAGAAGUUUGAUCCCUGAGCACAUUGUCCUUCAGUAUCUAAGCUACUGUAGUGAUGUGGGCUUCGUACCAAUGAGUCGCAGCACGCUAUUGAAAGUUCUCAGUGUAUGUUCCGCAUCUAAGAGAAAAUCUCUGCAAGGUUUGGACUAUGUUUCAGCUUACGGCGCCCAAGCUUUUGACGAACUAGAAGAAGUGAUAGACAAGCUUGGAGAUAAUUAUGGAAAGGGUUUCACGUGGGCUAAGGUGCAGAAAGAGAAACUUCAUCUAGCCAAACGCUACCUAAAAGGUGACUAUAAGGUAAGAUUGCUUCUGUCUAAGAUAUUUUAGUUUUCUUGUUUUUGCUUCUACGGUUAGUGCACAUUAAAGGGAUAAUAAACCAUAAAGGAUUUAACAGACUAGUAAAUUAAAUUUGUGCAAAGAUAGACAUAUUCGAUAUAUUCCUGAUGAUGAAACACUGCUUUCUUGGCACUAUGGGUGCUUGAAUUUGUGGCCGAAAAAACUGUGAUAGAUAAUGCGUAGAAUUACUUUUUAUAUAGUGUCGUGUCCCGGCAAAUCAUGUUAGAAAUGAAGCAGAAAAGGAUUUUGUAGAAUCUAUGAGCAUUUGAUGUAGAGCCAAAGUUAUCUGUGUAUACGUUUUUCUUAAUGCCAGAUUGGUAUAUUGCGCUUUCAUGUUCACUUAUUGAUAUAUGCUAAAUAGCUUUUUGUGUUUCUAAGGUUCACGUAUCUAAAGAAUCGAAGGUCGCGGAUCAUUGCCCUCAGCUAUCCUCAAGAUAACGAUUACAUCACAGUCUGUAAUCAUGAACACAAUUCAAAAUGCGACAGAUGCGAACUUCUCCCAACAUUAUUGCGUGAAAUCAAGUCAGUUAUUGGCAGUGUUAACUGUAGCGCUGAAGAACGAGACGAGAUGGAGUAUGAAAUCUCACAGUUAAUUCAGAGUAUUGAAGCUUGGAAGGCCCAUCUCCUUUGCGCUAUAAAUCAGGAUGCCGCAAGACAUGAGAUUCUGGAAAAUCUUGAUGCACAGGCAGUGUUAGUGGUGAUAGACUGGGCCAUGAAGUUUCUGCCGAGAAAAUUUCGGGAAAGUCAAAGCGACUGGUUCGGAAAACGUGGAAUACCCUGGCAUAUCAGUGUAGCAUUGAGGAAGAAUGCAAAUGAUGAAACUGAAUUGUUUACUUUCGUUCAUGCCUUCGAAAGCUGUAACCAGGAUAGCUUCACUGUACUCGCUAUUAUUGAUGACGUCUUUCGUCAACUUAAGGAAAUCAUGCCAGAAGUCAACUCUGUUUAUAUGCGGAGCGAUAACGCAGGAUGCUAUCAUUGCGCGUUUACAUUACUUUCAGUCUACCAUGUCACUAGCGAACAUGCAAUUGAACUAAAGCGUUUGACUUUUCCGAUCCCCAAGGCGGAAAAGGAUCUUGUGACCGUAAGGCCGCGACAAUUAAAAGUCACAUGCGCACCCAUCUCAAUUCUGGCCACGACAUAGAGACAACCUCUCAAAUGAUGACGGCCAUUGAGUCAUCUGGCGGAAUUUCUGCUGUCCGGGUGGUGAUGAGCGGGUCACAACCUGCUGCAAAGUCCACUCCAGUAAAAUGUGAGGGCGUUAGUUUCAUUAACAACAUUGCAUACACCCAGGAAGGUUUGCAUGUUUGGAGAGCUUAUGGAUUGGCUCUGGCAAAUUUGUACCCUGGAGCAACUUCCGCCAACAAGUUGGGAGUCUUCCUCAGCUAAACAAACAGAAACAGAGUUCUAGUGCUGAGGUAUCUUUCCAAACUGCGAAAGCCAGGAGUAAACCAAAGCAAACACCGUUUUUAGAAGAGGCCCCACAGAACAGAAAUAACAGCGGCGACGAUGAAAGCUGUAACGACGAAGGAAGCGAUCUGUUUUUCUGUCCAGAAGAAGGAUCUGCCAAGUCCUUUCUACAAUACUCAUCGCUGGAAAAACAUCUGGACUGUGGUAAACACAAGUAUGCCCUGGAAUGUACGCCACCAAACUGGAGCGUGGUGCUACCAGAAAUAGUUGAUGAAGAAGCAUCUAUGUCAGUGGAGGAUGAUGGCUCCGUGCUACCGAUGGGAUGGGCUCUUAAGUCAGCAGGAGUACAAAGAGAGAAUCUCACGGUGGCGCAGAAAAGCUAUCUGACUGAAGUCUUUCAAGUUGGAGAAGGCACUGGGCAAAAAGCAGAUCCAACGAGCGUCUCAAAGGCAAUGCGAAGAGUAAAGCAUAGUGAUGGCUCUAAUAUCUUCGACAAGUGCGACUAUCCCACACCACUACAAAUAGCACGAUUUUUUUCUCGCUUGUCGGCAAAGAAAACUUAUAGUGUGGAACAAUCCAGUGAGGAGGAAGAACUAGAAAGGAAUGAGCUGAUAACAGAGAAGGCAAUCGAGGAAAUGUCCAACGAAGUAUUGAAAGCAUUAGCUCUUCAGCAUCCCAUCAUGUACGAAACAUACAACAUCUGUGAGAUAGUAGGUCAGUCUAGGCUGGCGAAGUUUUCGAUACGAACACUGCAGAACAUCUGUGCAGCCUUAGAACUGGAUGUAGCAUCGAUGACUGGCAAGCGCAAGCAGCCGUAUAUUGAAAUUAUUGAAGGCACUGUGGUCAGGUGUGGCUGUUAA
This is a messenger RNA of Porites lobata, 4360 nucleotides long. NCBI's taxonomy places the organism in Eukaryota, Metazoa, Cnidaria, Anthozoa, Scleractinia, Poritidae. The record is from the annotation of a GenBank genome assembly.